AUGCAUAUGGAUGCCAGCGACUAUGCUGUAGGGGGAGUACUGUUCCAGCUGGAAGGCGAAGGUGAUAACCAAAUUGAGAGACCAAUUGCCUUCGGUGGUAGGAAGUAUAAAGAUGCUGAGAAGAACUACAGUAUCCGCGAAAAAGAAUUGUUAGCAAUUCUAUUCGGGUUACGGAUUUGGCGCGUCUACUUGCUCGACAAACCAUUUGUAGUUGAGACAGAUCAUAAGUCCCUGGAAAGCAUAUUCUCUCAAAAGAGUAUCUCGCGCAGAAUCGCACGUUGGUAUGACGAAUUGAGCGAAUAUCCUAUCUCGUUCAAGUACAUUCCAGGAGAAGCGAAUUCAGUGGCCGAUGGAAUCUCUCGCCGUCCAGACUUUCAAGAUGCAUAUCCAUUGGAGGAGAUCGUGUCAGCAAGUGUCAUUAAAGAUUGUAUAGCUCAGGGAAUUCGGACAGUCGUUGAAGAAUCAAUUUCACGCUAUAAUGAAGACAUGUCAAUCCGAAGUACAAAGGUUGUUGCCACGCAACCAAUUAAACAUUUAGCACGCUACAAUCUCGUCGGAAGCAAAUUAUUUUACUCCGGACCCAAUGAUGAAGCUCCGAGACUAGUUUUACCCGCUAUUGACGAAAUAUUGAACAGCAUUUUGUACGAAUUUCAUGACGUCGAGUGUUAUGGUCAUCCAGGCAUUGAGCGAACGCUCAGAUUGGCAUAUGAUGCGUACUGUGAGGGCAUACGUGAAGACUUGGAAAACUUGUCAGCGUACCAAGGCAGCAAUACAAAACCGCCUGGUUUGCUACAAUCACAGCCGAUACCAAAGGCAAGAUGGUCUCAUGUUGCAAUGGACUUCAUCGUAGCAUUGCCGAUGACGGAGACGAAGUUUGAUUCAGUGCUUGUAGUUGUCGACCAGCUUACUAAGCGUGCACAUUUCGUGGCAUGUUGUGGUACGGCAACUGCUCAGGAUGUAGCUGAGCUGUAUCGAGACCACAUCUUCGUUUUGCAUGGGGUUCCAUCAGAGAUACUUUCUGAUCGGGACCCAAAAUUUACUGCUACCAACACGCCCAAAAUGACAUCCACUUUUCGGCACCAAGCAAAUGAUGUGACUGAGAGACUUAAUCAAACACUUGAGAAUUAUUUACGAGCUUUUAUGAACAAAGCAUCAACUGGUUGA
Phytophthora megakarya is the source of this 1164-nucleotide messenger RNA. NCBI's taxonomy places the organism in Eukaryota, Oomycota, Peronosporomycetes, Peronosporales, Peronosporaceae. The record is from the annotation of a GenBank genome assembly.